CCACCGCUCAUUCUCCCGCCGUUCUCUCCCCUUCUCUCCUCCCAUCUUCCAUCAUCAUCACCGCCGACGACCUGAACUCUGCGAUGUCAUCCCCCACGACGAACAACAACGGCGCUGCUGCUCUCCCCCUUCCACAUCGCCGUGAGGCAUCCGCACCAAAGGGCAAUAAGCCACCCGUGUGGGCCGUCGAAAAUACCACCACGCCUUCUGUGCCUGAGCCUUUGACCGCGAAGUGUGCAAGACAUCAGAAUGAGAGGGCAGGUGUUUGCUGCAAGGAGCUCAAGGGAGACGAUGAGCGUACAUUGAUUGACCCAGAUGUCGUGCGGGAUGUUGUUAUCGGCCUCUCAGAUGGUCUCACAGUCCCCUUCGCCCUUACCGCCGGUCUCUCUUCCCUCGGCGAAUCAAAACUAGUCGUCCUCGGUGGAAUCGCUGAACUCAUAGCCGGUGCCAUCUCAAUGGGCAUCGGAGGUUUCCUCGCCUCGCAAGCCGAACGUGACCACUACCGGUACCUGCGAAAGCAGACCAACGCACGGGUGCUCCGAAGUUGCGACGGCGAGAUGGAGAGGGAGGUGCACGCGGUUUUGGCCGAGGUCGGUGUGGAUGAGAAGGUCUCAAGAAUGGUGGCUCGGAAUCUUUUGGAGGCUGAGAUCGGCUCAGACGGAAGGGCAGCGAGUGGGAGCAGGGAUAGCUUGACAUCAGAUGAGGAGAGCAAUGGCUUGAGGUGGAGCGGCGAUAUGGGGGUCACCGCAUUUUUGUUGAAGUUUGGCGAGGGGCUUGAGGAAGUACCAACACGGCGUCUCUACGUCUCCGCAAUUACCAUCGGCAUGGGAUACCUCAUCGGAGGCCUGAUCCCUCUCUUCCCCUAUUUCUUCAUCGCCCGUGCAAAGAUCGCCCUCAUCUACUCCUGCCUCUUCACCGGAUUCGUGCUACUGGUCUUCGGAGCGGUCAAAGCCCGCGUCACCGGUGCUGCUGGCAAGGGCUUCAGCGGAUAUCUCUGGGGAGCAGUUAGCACGAUGCUCGUCGGUGGAUGUGCUGCUGGUGCCGCUUACGGUAUCGUAGCCCUUCUCGAGGAUUGAUCUUUCCCUGUAUUCUGCUGUUUCUAUUUUUUGAUUUAUAUUCUUGGACUUGAUUCUGAGUCAUCAUGGUCCUGAUCCUACGCUACUGGUAUUUGGGGAGUUAUACGAGUAUUUUUAGUGUGCUGUUUAUUCUUGUCGUUUCGCAUCGCUGUCUAGUUACUUGGUCUCCAUAUGUAUCGAUUCCCUACCUCGCUCUCGUCAUGCCUGUUCUUCUCAAUACUUCGCUGAUGUAUACGAUCAUAGCCAGGAGGACGCCAUCAUAUUGUGGCGCGCCACUUGACGAGCCUCCUCGGCGCCAAUUCGGUUCUCAAUGACCACACCCG
Molecule: messenger RNA, 1399 nt
Organism: Stereum hirsutum FP-91666 SS1
Lineage: Eukaryota; Fungi; Basidiomycota; Agaricomycetes; Russulales; Stereaceae
Product: DUF125-domain-containing protein
Exons: 3
Coding region: 84-1076 (330 amino acids)
Biological process (GO): intracellular manganese ion homeostasis
Cellular component (GO): fungal-type vacuole membrane
Molecular function (GO): manganese ion transmembrane transporter activity; iron ion transmembrane transporter activity
Source: RefSeq, a predicted model, not a curated record